GUUAUUCUGCUCACUCUUCUUUCCUCAAUUUCUCUCUCUAGGCGCUUCUUCCGCUUCAGUUCUGGUUAUCACAAUUCUGAAUAAACUGGUAAAAAUGGAUGGAGUAAUAGAUAUCAAUGUGCCACUUGACUAUAUUGAGUUCGAGAUCUUUCCUAGCCGGAAUAGGUACGAGGCAUGUGUAUGCUAUGAUAACAAGAUAGAAAAAGUAACAUCUGGACUUCUAGAGCAUCUGUUACAGCAUUCAGCUGAAGUGAAAAAUUUGCAAUCAAAUGGAUCCAAUGCCAAUCUCAAACUUCAACCGCCUGAAAAUUUUUCUGACACCAAAUGGUUUACGAAAUCAACCUUGAUAAGAUUUCUGCAUAUCAUUGGUUUAUCAAAGAUACUUAAUAUCACCAAUACCGUGAAGAAUGAAAUUUCUCAGCUGGAAGAAGUUCAUAGAUUUCAGCUUUCUUUAUAUGCAAAGGGUACUCAAAAUCAGCACAAGAAUGGUGAAUCAGACGACAGCUACUCUAAUGGCACGGCAUCAAUUCAAAAAGUGUUUCAACAGACUGAAGACAAUGCUGAAUCGUCAGAUGCUUCCAAGGAUGAAUUGCUGCGAGCAAUGGAAUUGAGGAUAGCUGCAUUGAGAGGAGAAUUGGUUGCUGCUUUCGAUCAAGCUGCUGGUUUUAGAUAUUCUGUUGAGGAGAUAUCUGACAUAGAGAAGUUUUCCCAUCAUUUUGGAUCAUUAGACUUGAGGGAUUCGUUGCACAAGUAUGUUGAAUUGAGAGAAGGAAAUCAGGCUGUUGAUACGUCUGCUGAUAAACAGAAUACAGUGAAUAAUGAAGUCAGUGGAAAAGAAGUGAAAAAUCAUAUCAAAUCAUCUUAUUUGGAUACACCAGUGAAGUAUGGCGUUUCUCCUGCAAAAGCUGCACAGAUUGAGAGGCAAAGUUCAUCAGAAAGUGAGGAUUCAUCUUUCUCUAGUGAGGAAGACCAACCAUCUGUGGAAAGAAGUCGGACUCUUAUAAGAUCUGCUUCACCUAGGAGGUCAGCAUCUCCAAUGCGAAGGGUACAAAUUGGACGAUCUGGAUCCCGGAGGUCUACUGCAUUAACUAUUAAGUCUCUGAAUUAUUUCCCAGCUAGAGAGAGGUCAGUUUUGCCUAAAGAUCCAGAUGCAGAUAAUACUGAUGAAGAAGCGAAUGAGGAAGCUCCUAAAAAAUCUGAGAAUAAUGUACGGAGAAUGAGUGUGCAAGACGCAAUCAGUCUUUUUGAAAGCAAACAGAAAGAUCAAACAACGGAUAUUCAGAAGGCGAGGGCUUUGUUAAGUGCUUCUGUUGGUGCAAAUAAAUCUGUACUGAGAAGAUGGAGUAGUACAGUGGGUGAAAAUUCUCAGGGUUCCCCAGAUAUGGAUUCUGAAGAUGCAUCUCCCAGUGUUCCUAAUAAUUUGGGAAAUAAGGAAAUCAGUCAUAGUUCACCAGAAACCAAGCCCAAGCCUGUUGAGCAUUGUGAAGUAGAUUUCACAGUGAAUUCACCUGAAAAAGGAGCAUGCAUUGCACCGGGUGUGCAAGAAGAGUCUCUUUCAUCACAAUUGAUGGAGGCUAGUGAAAAAUUAUCUGCCUCAGCUGAAUGGAGUCGUCAAAAGGAAGCAGAACUGAAUCAGUUGCUGAUGAAGAUGAUGGAAACUAAGCCUGUAAAAUAUCAGAAUGCGGUGCCUGACAAAAGCAAAUCUGAGAAGUUGCCCAGUGAGCAGAGAGGUGGUCAGUACAAUCAUUACAAGGAGAAGAGAGAAGAAAAACUUCAAGGAGAAACUGCCAGAAAGCGAGUUGAGAAAGGAAAACAAUUCAGUGCAAAGCAACAUACUCCUGAUUCAAGAAAGGCUGAAAUGGCCUCUCCAAUUGUAAGUCAGGCUAGUAAAUGCAAUAAUGUCAAGAAAGUCCAAAAAUCACAAAAGAAUAUAUCUAAAUCUGCAUUUCCUAAGUCAGAAAGCACAAAUACUGGUGUUGUGAAGAAAACUGUCUCAAAAUCAUCGUCUUUGCCUGCCACACGUAAGUCAUGGCCAACAGCACCAUCGCCAAGAGCUCCUGGGGCUAAAAUCUCUCCAGGAACAACUUCCACUGGCACCACACCAACGAGUAGAAGAUCACAGCCAGCAUCACCAGUUUCGCGAUCUACUCCUAAAGUGGAAACAUCACAACCCAAAUCUAAGCCUGUAAGACCUAAUCAGAAUGACAAUAAGAAGAGUGAUAGAAGUGUGCCUGACAAGAAGCAGCAGGCACUGAUGAAAACAAACAGAACACCCAAAAACAAAGUUAAAUCUGCCACUGAAGAUCCUAUUUCCUCUGCAAAACCUAGCUCAUAUAGCAAGGUUACCAAGAAGAGCAGUGUGGUUCCACUGGAAUCAAAGCCUUUUCUCCGCAAAGGCUCUGGAACUAUAUCCAGUGCUAAUCCAGCUGGAAAGACAAAAACAUCCAAUCAGUCUAAGGAAUCAUUGAGGAACUCUGCAGAUCCAAUUGCAGCUGGGGAAAAGGAAAUGAUUUUUAAUUCUUCCAAUGCAGUAAUUAAGCAGCAAGAGGUGGAAAGUGAACAGUUGAAUGUUCUUGCAGCUAUGGAAUCUGAAACCCCGGCUAAGAGCCCACAUAAGUGUGAAGACACCGAGAGCUGUACUGAUGUUACACCUGCUAGUGAUAAUAAUAGCUUUGAAAGGAUGGCAGAGCCUGAAAUAAAAUCAGAGGUUGAAGAAGAAUCAAUGAUAUCCCCUACAGCUUGGGUGAAAAUGGAAGAGCUAGAUGAUCAGCCCAUUACCUCUGGUGACAGUAUUUGCCAAAUCGAAUCCCCGGUCUAUAUAGCACCAAUUAGAGCAUCAAGUCCACGUGUUCGUCAUUCUCUGUCACAAAUGCUGCUUGAAGAGAGCAGUGAACCCGAUAUCUCUGACUGGGGCAAUGCCGAAAACCCUCCAGCAAUGGUCUACCAUAAAGAUGUGCCCAAAGGAUUGAAGAGGCUGUUAAAGUUUGCUCGGAAGGGCAAGACUGAUGCAAAUUCAACUGGUUGGUCUAGUCCAUCUGUCUUUUCUGAAGGAGAGGAUGAGUCCGAGGAUUCCAAAUUUCCCAGCAAGAGAAGUGCUGAAAAUCUCCUGAAGAAGGCUACCCUUCACUCAAAGAACAUUGGGCAUCAAAAGGCUUCUUACGAAAACCAUGAGAUACCUUCCGUGGAUUAUGUAAAUCUUGUUCAAUCAAAUAAAAGCAAAUACAGUGCUCCAAGCUGGUCUCAACAGUUGCAGGAAGGCCACGUCUCAGCAUCUGCGACGACAACAAAAGCAACUAGGUCAUUCUUUUCUCUUUCAGCGUUUAAGGGAAGCAAAUAGAAAAGGGAGCUUAAACAACUAAUUUAUACGAAAUCUGGAUAGUGGCUGACUAUUUGGAUUAAUCUAGUGCUGCUUUUGUUUUGGCCUUUGUGCACUCUCUGGAUGCUGUUGUUGGAAAUUCACGGGAUUAUCCUGCACGCUGUGAUGAAAUUGUAUUUGUAGGUUUAGUAUUUAACCGUAAAGAGUACUUCCAAUGCACAAAUUUGUUAUUCUGUGUGAUAGAUAAAGAUGUAGAUUCAGCAAUUUCUGUAGCUCAUAAAUCACAGCAAAUUUGCGUUACAUCUCUGAGUUGAUUUUUUAUUGUAUUUUUUUUUCCUUUUAAAUUUCUAUGGUUACCCUUUUCUUUUA
Molecule: messenger RNA, 3685 nt
Organism: Olea europaea var. sylvestris
Lineage: Eukaryota; Viridiplantae; Streptophyta; Magnoliopsida; Lamiales; Oleaceae
Product: neurofilament medium polypeptide-like
Exons: 12
Coding region: 95-3337 (1080 amino acids)
Source: RefSeq, a predicted model, not a curated record